ACCUUGUGUAACUUUGAAACAGAGCUAUGCGAGUUAACUGAUAUCCCUAAAGAUGUUAGAGAAUUGAAUGAUCCAACCAUCAAUGGAUUCUUCAAUAAUGAGAAGGAAUUCUCAGCACAAUCUAGUUAAACCCUAAUUUAUUUAUUUAUUGUUGUCCCCCAAAUCCCAAAUUAGACACUAAUAUCAAACUAAACCUUAACAGUUCCAUUAAUACCGCCUAAUUUUGAUUCUACUUUCAUCCCUUAUUUUGAAUUUACAAUCCUCUUGGGGCAUAUAUCAGGUUGGAGACGGCGAACGGAACCUGAUCAGAAGGGAAAAAAGAAGAAGAAGAGAUUUAAUAGGUGAUUCUGCAGCUGGCAUGUUUCUAGCUGACAUCACAUAUCAGGAGAAUGAACUAUGAACUGAACUCGGAGAAUAGCUUUCCGUCAUGACUUCAUUAAUUCGUUCAGUAGAGGGGGUUGCGUGAGUUAUACGAUUCAAGGUACAUACCCACUGGAGCACAUUUUGGUCAUUAAUGGGUGAUCAAAACUCAAUUCCUAAAGAUCUUCGUCCUUCGAACAUACCUCGAACAGUUGGAGAUGAACCUCGCGUUCCAAUAGGGAGAAGUGCAUUGGAAGGAUUUUGCCCUAAUUCUGUAGUUGAUGUUAAUAGUCUGCUGCUGAUCCUGGUUCCAGAUCAGUAUUCUAUCCAGCAACGAUAUCUGAUGCUGGAUAUGGCGCAACAGGUUUAGGUUUUGCUAAUCCAGCCAUGGCUUGGUACCCACUUUGUCGAUUACAACCUGUUGGUUCUAGUUUUGUUCCUGUAACUGGAUCCAGGGAUGAUACAGAUAUUGAGAAUUUCGUUAACAAUCAAGGUCAUGGAAGCAAUCUCGGUGAGUAUCCCAGUGAUGAAGGUAAUGACGAUUCCUCUAAAACUAAGAAAUUAAAAUUCUUAUGUAGUUUUGGUGGUAAAAUCCUGCCUAGACCAAGUGAUGGAAUUUUGAGAUAUGUUGGAGGUCAGACUAGGAUCAUUAGUGUUAGGAGAGAUGUUAGUUUUCAUGAGUUGGUGCAGAAAAUGAAUGACGUUUAUGGGCAACCUGUGGUUUUCAAGUACCAACUCCCUGAUGAGGAUCUUGAUGCCCUAGUCUCAGUUUCAUGUCCUGAGGAUCUCGAUAACAUGGUAGAGGAGUAUGAAAAGUUGGUUGAGAAUUCCGUUGACGGGUCAGCAAAACUUCGGGUAUUUUUAUUCUCUGCAUCUGAGCUUGACUCAUCUGGUACAGUGAAAUUAGGUGAUUCAAACGAUAGUGCACAGAAGUAUUUUGAUGCUGUGAAUAGAAUUUCUGAUCUUGUUGGUUGUGGUAUUACAAGGAGAGGCAGUAUGGCGAGUGUGGCAUCAACACAGAAUUCAGAUAGGAUGAGUGGCGGGGGAGAAGCUGUUGAUAGCUCAAGUUUGGGUCAAGGGCCACCUUCUCCAGUCGUUUUAUCUCCCAGAAGAAGUUCUGGGGCUUCUUCCCAUGAUGGCCAAGCAAGGAUUGUUUAUGUAGCUCCUAAUCAUGCUAUGUAUACAGAAGCUCAAUCAGCAAAUUAUGUUGCUCCAACUAUUUCAUCAAGUCAUCCUCCUGCCCAAUUGUUUGAAAGUGACCUAGAGAGACCAGUGCAAGCAAUGGGACAACCACCAUUAUUGGGGAGUGAUUUUGGUCCACCUUCUGGAAUAGAGUAUACGCCCUCAACUGUUUAUAUGCAGGGAUAUCCUCGCCAGGAGGUAUUUCAAGAUGCAGAUCAUCCGCCAAUUACUUCCCAAAUGGGGUAUUUAAAUCCACCUCAAGUAUUGGGGAUCACAGGGUCAACUUAUAGGCGUGCCGAUAACACAAUGCAGACAAUUUGUGUUCAGUCCCAUCAGUUCAUCCCUGCAAUGCAAAUGACUCAUGCUAGCAUGAGACCCAAUGGAGUUCAGCAUUUAAUUCAACAGCAUCAAACCCAUGUUAAUUCCUACCCCGAAGAAAAUUCAUUUGGUGGUAGGGUUACUCAGGUGUUAGACGACCACAACUACAGAGUUCUCCCAUCACAGGCUCCCUUACAACAGGCUGGACUAGGUUAUGAUUGGCACCAACCUACAGCUCCAGGUAGUGUGGUCUUUUCCGAUGGAUGCUCACCUCGUCAACAGGGGAUUCUUCCUGAACAAAUUUCCAGACUGGAAGAUUGUCAUAUGUGCCAAAAAGCAUUGCCGCAUGCACACUCUGAUACUGUGGUACAAGACCAAAGGGAUCAAGCCACAAGUAUGGUUUCUUCUUCAAUGCCAGCUUUCAGAGUCUCCGUGUUGAAGAUGCGGGAGAGUACUGUUGCAGUUGAACAUCUAGAAGCUUGGCCACGACCUAAAUAUGUUGGACCUAUGAAUCAUGAUGUUGCUGCUCAACAGCUAGGAUUGCAUGGGUUUCCUCCAAAUAUCAAUCUGCGUGUGCGAAAUGACAAUAGAAGUGUCCUCUUGCAACAUCCUGAGGCUGUUGAUCAAUGUAGGGGGAUGUUUUCUCAAGGCGUGAUGCCAGAUAAUGUACAUUCACCUCAUGGUGUAUACAUGGCUAAUUUUCCUCAGGUGCGCCAAGGAGAUGUUGUCCAGCAACCUACGAUGCAGUAUCAGUACCGUGAUAUAAACGACCCUUCGAUUAGCCAUCUACUCCAUGCUGAUGCCCCUCCAGUUAGAGUGGUACCUUUCCAAACUUCAGAACCAGUUAGUCGGGAGUUCUUGGAACACUCAGAUAGGAAUUUUAGGAAUGCUCCGAAGGAAGACAUUGAUGAUCUAAGACGAAUCAAUGUGAGAUUGGAAGCACUUCACAUAGUUCCACCUGAGACUUCUGCAAACAACGAGAAUUCUAGGUCACCUGUUAAUAUAUUUCAGGAAAGGAUCCUGGAUGCUAGACCACAGUUCGUGGCGAAUGACGUGCCCCAAACCAAUGCCUUCGCCAAUACAGGCAAUUUUCUCGAUGAAAAUCAUGGUAAGCCAGCUGAUAUACUGCCAGCGUCGUCUACAGAGGCUCUUUACCUGCACAACCAUCAACUUGAAGAGUUCAAUCAAGUCGCACAAUCAUCAGGAUUAGGUGUUUUUGAACCACUUCCACAUUCAACUACUCCUGCUGAACAUCUGGCUUCUGACAAAAUAUGGCAUGGUAAACCAACAAUCCCACAGAUUGAUUCGGCAUUUACCAAUGUCGAAAGGGAAAGGGUCCCCUUCGUUGGUGAUUGGAAGGACGAGGCUCCACAUAUCCAGUCGAGUAUGGGUUUCAAUGAUGCAACGGCUGCCUCUUCUAAUGGAAACCUGCCAACUGUAUCCGUCUCCAGUGGUUUGGUUCCAGAGUUUUGUGAUCCUGCCACCUCAGACUCGCUUUUCAGCACAAAGGAUCCUUGGAUAUUGAGGCACGACACACAUUUCCCUCCUCCAAAACCUAGCAAGGUAGUAUCUGGUAGAGAAACUUGUACAACCAAGGAAGGGGUCCUCCACCAGCAACCUGGAAAUCUUAACAAGGAUUCAGCCUCAGAACAUGGUAACUCUAGCAAAGGAUCUGCAGAGGAACAUAUCAGGCUAGAACUUCAAUCUGUCGCUGAGGGUGUUGCUGCGUCAGUUCUCCAAUCUUCAUUACAUUCAGACCACUCUGACCAUGAGAUGAAGCAGCCCAUUCCAGACGCCAACCAAGAAAUGGAACUUCGUGUUGGUUGCACAGAAGCAGAGGAUUUUGUUAAAGACGAGGCAAAUUCUUCUGUAUCGCUUUCAGAUGGCAUCGGUCGCUUACAGAUAAUAAAGAACAGUGAUCUCGAAGAGUUACGAGAACUAGGGUCUGGCACCUUCGGUACGGUUUAUCAUGGUAAAUGGAGGGGUACUGAUGUUGCAAUUAAACGUAUCAAUGAUAGGUGUUUUGCUGGGAAGCCAUCAGAGCAAACCCGAAUGAGAGACGAUUGUUGGAACGAAGCCAUCAAGCUUGCUGACAUACACCACCCCAAUGUGGUAGCUUUCUAUGGUGUCGUUCUUGAUGGGCCUGGUGGUUCUGUAGCAACAGUAACAGAAUACAUGGUUAACGGUUCUCUAAGACAAGCUUUUCAGAGGAAUGACAAGGCACUUGAUAAGCGUAAACGUCUCUUUAUAGCCAUGGAUGUUGCGUUUGGAAUGGAGUAUUUGCAUGGAAAGAAUAUCGUACACUUCGACCUUAAAAGUGACAACUUACUAGUCAAUCUCCGGGAUCCUCACCGGCCAAUAUGCAAGGUUGGUGAUUUGGGCCUGUCUAAGGUGAAAUGUCAGACCUUGAUCUCAGGUGGGGUUAGAGGAACACUUCCAUGGAUGGCUCCGGAGCUUUUAAAUGGCAGCAGUAACCUAGUCUCUGAAAAGGUUGAUGUUUUCUCUUAUGGAAUUGUUAUGUGGGAGCUUCUCACUGGAGAAGAGCCAUAUGAUGACUUACAUUAUGGAGCCAUUAUAGGUGGUAUCGUCAGCAACACGUUGCGCCCAGCCGUGCCGGAAUCUUGUGAUGCGGAUUGGAAGUCACUGAUGGAGAGAUGCUGGUCGGCGGACCCUGCAGAAAGGCCGAGCUUUGCGGAGAUUGUAAAUCAGUUACGUAUUAUAGCAGCAUCUCUUCCUACUAAAGGACAAGCUCAAUAAUCAACCUGGGUUGGUCUGUCAGGUCAAUAUGAAAACUGCUGCAAAAUUUAAGGAAAAGGAGUAAACCAGGUGAUGGAAUCCACUCUUGUUUCGAUGAAUUGGGUGGAAGGCUGCAAAAUUUGCAAGGCAUAUGCAUGGGUAUCAAGUCGAAACAUGUGAACUGAUGUAGUAUAGCAAUUGGAUAGACAAGAAUUCGCGGUCUUCUUAGUUUAAGCUUUUUAACACUAAGACUCCAGUCCAAGUCUGUUAUGUUAUGUAGGAUAAAUGAGGUUGUUGAGAAGGGUUUCACUUGGGAAUCACGGGUUUGCUGAAUGAUGCGGUUGAUGAAAGUAGGUCGGAACAUAAGGAUCAUAUUGAUUCUCAUGAUAUGAGCUUCUGUCAUCUGGGUUGUGUAAGUGCCAAUGCCAUUGUGCACAAAGCUCUAACUAUUACUUACAAUAUAUAAAGAAAAGGUUAUGCCAGUCGA
Papaver somniferum (opium poppy) is the source of this 5083-nucleotide messenger RNA. RefSeq lists its product as uncharacterized. Gene Ontology annotation, cellular component: cytoplasm. The transcript is spliced from 13 exons. Bases 748 to 4617 code for a protein of 1289 amino acids. Gene Ontology annotation, molecular function: ATP binding; protein binding; protein kinase activity. Gene Ontology annotation, biological process: signal transduction; protein phosphorylation. The record is from RefSeq and is a predicted model, not a curated record. NCBI's taxonomy places the organism in Eukaryota, Viridiplantae, Streptophyta, Magnoliopsida, Ranunculales, Papaveraceae.